UCUGACACAUUUACAAGAAUUCUCCACACUCACUUUCUGGGUAUACCUAGUCUCCUAAAAAAUAACUCGACAAUGAAGUUCGCUCUCCUGGUCCUUGCUUUGUGUGUGGUCGCGAUGGCUCAGCGUGAAACUCAGCCACCAAUAACCAUCACUGUCGAGGAGCUGAUCUGGCUGGAGGUGGGCAACAUCAUCAGGGCCGACCCCCGCAUCUCUCUGUCCGACUGUAAGAGCAGGUGUGACUCCCACUUCGCACUCAACGACGCUCUUGAUGAAUCCCUCACUGACAUCUACUGCCAGCGGGAAUGUGAGCUAGCUAUGAACACUCACGAGGACUUCUUCAGACCACCAGGUGACCGUGGUGACAGGCCCGGCCGCAAGUAAAGAUGUGAAAGACAGAUCAUGAGGGACUUGGUAGUAUGUGGUGUUCGAGCACAUCCUUUCAUGUCUAGAGACAAUAAAUUAAGCCUUCAAAGA
This is a messenger RNA of Pomacea canaliculata, 474 nucleotides long. RefSeq lists its product as uncharacterized. NCBI's taxonomy places the organism in Eukaryota, Metazoa, Mollusca, Gastropoda, Architaenioglossa, Ampullariidae. Bases 73 to 381 code for a protein of 102 amino acids. The transcript is spliced from 4 exons. The record is from RefSeq and is a predicted model, not a curated record.